Molecule: messenger RNA, 2557 nt
Organism: Neoarius graeffei (lesser salmon catfish)
Lineage: Eukaryota; Metazoa; Chordata; Actinopteri; Siluriformes; Ariidae
Gene: anapc5
Product: anaphase promoting complex subunit 5
Exons: 17
Coding region: 234-2510 (758 amino acids)
Biological process (GO): protein K11-linked ubiquitination; anaphase-promoting complex-dependent catabolic process; positive regulation of mitotic metaphase/anaphase transition
Cellular component (GO): anaphase-promoting complex
Molecular function (GO): protein binding
Source: RefSeq, a predicted model, not a curated record
CGCCGGAACUGGAGGGGAGUUUUGAAUCUGUCUCUCUUGAGAGUUUGGCGCUGAUGCUAAUUUGCUCCUGAGGUUGUAGUUUAAAGAUGAUUUCGAGUUAUAAUUAGUUAUAAACUGUGUCUCUCUCUCGGGGAUGAGGGAGUGAGGGAGUGAACUGGGCGGUGUUUGACGCCGUGCCGCAGUGUGUGAGCGGCUGUUAUAAAGGUGUUCUAAAGGUGUUGUAGAGGCGCGGGAUGGCGAGUGUUCAUGAGAGCCUGUACUUUAACCCGAUGAUGGUGAACGGGGUGGUGCAGGUGAAUAUAUUCUGCAUUAAGGACUGGGUGACUCCCUAUAAGAUCUCAGUGUUAGCGCUGCUCUAUGAGAUGAGCUCAGCGAAUAAACACCUGGAGCUGCUGGACAAGAGGAGACUCAACAAACUCAUCUUACCUUUACAGCAGGGCCCAGAUGUGACAUUUGAGCAGUUCUUGAGCUCCAUAGAAGAGUGCUGUCCUCUCAUCGCUAACACCGUCAAACACAGGUUGUGUACAAUGGCAGACAGAGAGCUGCAGGACAUGGAGCACUUUUUUGCUGAAUUACCGAGCGCCUUCACUGACUCUGAGGCGUUUAAAACCAGUGUUGUGGGGUUGUUUAUGCGUCAGAUGUUGCUGGCGUAUAAUAAACUCUCCUUCAGUCAGGUGUAUAAGCUCUACAAGGCUCUGCAGCAGUAUUGUCGCCGUGGGCAACGACCCCGACAUCACCUCACUAAUGAAGACAUGGAGCUGAGUGCUAAUGAGGACACGCUCGCUGACAUCACAGAGAAAAACGAGCUGGACACACACACGCUACACCAAUCAGAGCUCCGGUGUGAUGAGAGUCGUGGUCCUCUCUCUCAGAAACAGGCCGAGUAUUUCCUCGCUCGACAGGCGUACAUGUUGAAGAAUGAUGAGAACAAGGCGAUGAGUCCAGAUAAACUGCAGGAUGAACUCAACAACAUCCUGAAGUUUAACCCUGACUUUGCUGAGGCGCACUAUGUGAGUUAUCUGAACAGUGUCCGUGUUCAGGACGUCUUCACCUCCACACACAGUCUUCUGCACUACUUUGAUCGUCUCGUCCUGUCCGGUGCUGAGGGGAAGAGUAACGGAGACGAUGGAUUCGGACGCAGCCUUCGCUAUGCCGUUCUCAACCUGGCAACCCUGCACUGCCGCUUCAACCAUUAUCAGCAGGCUGAUCUCGCUCUUCAGGAGGCCAUCAGAAUCGCUCAAGAAGCAAAUGACCACGUCUGCCUACAGCACUGUCUGAGCUGGCUGUACACGUUGGAGCAGAUGAAGGGAUGUGACAGUGCGGUUCUGACUGAAGACUCUGUUAAAAUGGCUGCUUAUUUCUGUUUAACUUAUUUAGCAUGUCUGGGUGUGCAGUCUCUGGUCCAGCGGGGGGCGCUGCAGGGUUUCUCCGCCCCUCAGCUGCUCGAUGCUCAGCGUCAGACCGCCGUGUUGCUGUGGAAACACAGUCUGAAUGAGCUGAUCGAGAUUAGUCUGGCUCAGAGUGCCUCCCUGUGGAGCAUGUAUGGCAAGAGCACGAUGUCUGUGCAGCAGUCUCAGCUCCUGUUGAACAUGAACAGUUUGGAGCCGGUGAAUUUCGGCGUUCAGCAGAAUGCCACGGAGCCGUUCGCCAUCGCACUGUGUCACCUCGCACAGCUCCAUGCUGACCAGGGUCUGUACACCGCCACGAGUGACAUCAUCAAACACCUGAAGCAGCAGUUUCCUCCUCACACUCAACAUGCUAAGAUCUGGAUGCUGUGCGAUCUGAACAUUCAAUUUGAGAAAGCCAUGAAUGAUGGGAAAUAUCACAUGGCUGAGCCUCACGUCACCGCCAUCUCCGCCCUGAACAGCACUGAAGGGCUGUACAGGAAAGCUCAGCUAUUAAAAGCUUUAAAUCGGACAUCAGAAGCAUCCAAAGUCCUGCAGCGUCUCCAGCAGCUGUGUGAGAAGAACAAGAACACUGAGAUGAUCAUCAGGGUGAUGUUAGCUACAGCAGAGCUGCACUGGGACUCGUGUGGAUUUUCGGCGGCUCUUCCGCUCCUGCUAAAGGCGUUAGCACUCACACGUCAACACAACCUGCAGAGACUUGAGUGUAAAACUAUCCUGCACCUCGCUUACACACAGUUGAUGUUGGGGAUCCCGGAGCAGGCUCUCUCGCUGGUGUGUGGUGUGUUGGAGUGUGUGUUAGCCCACGGUGCACUGAUGGAAAAAGCUAAAGCUCUGCUGCUGAUGGCUCGGUGUCAGGUGGCUCUCACUGCAUCCGCCUCGGAGGAGCACAGACUCACUGAAUCAGCAGUACACACUCUGGAUGAGGCCGGAUUUUAUUUCUCUCAGCUGGACUGUAAACAGCGUCUGCGUGAUGUUUAUUAUCUGCAGUCUCGGCUGCACCACACGCUGGGAAACUCGGCCGAGCGCAACAAGUGUGCGCUGAUGUUCCGCGUGCUGAACCAGGAGCUGCUGCAUGCCCCGGCCACGCCCACUCACCACCUCUAAUACUCACACACACAUCUGUAGUGAUAAACAAAGUGUUUGAACAUAAA